Molecule: messenger RNA, 996 nt
Organism: Cyclospora cayetanensis
Lineage: Eukaryota; Apicomplexa; Conoidasida; Eucoccidiorida; Eimeriidae
Exons: 3
Coding region: 1-996 (331 amino acids)
Source: RefSeq, a predicted model, not a curated record
AUGGCGAGUGCUGCCGAAAGGAGACUGUAUCCCAGUCCUCACUUACCACGCUUAUUCCCCAUUGAGUGCCACUAUAAUCAAAAAUAUAUGUGCUCCCGUGUCGCCAUAUACCUUUUUCAGGCGAAGAUGUCGAGAACAUUGGACAGCAGAGGCAGCAGUGCCCAGUUUAUGACCCCCAGGGGCCUUUCUCUGGAGGACAGUGAAACAAACAUUGGUGUUCUGAAACGAUUUCAAUCCGGGGCAAAGGUGCAGAAGGAAGCCCCUGGAGAGGAGCAUAGACAGGAGGUGGAGGAGCAGGCCUUCUCCUCAGCUGCAUUCCCUGGAGACACCGCAGCCUUGACACAAGCUGUGAUGCAGCAGUUGCAGCAGAGUCCAUCGCCGACGGAGGACCUAAGCCAGAUGAUAGGAGAGAAUGAAUGGCAGAGGCUCCCCGCCAAGACCCCUUCUUGGAAUUAUACGAGGGCUUUAUCAUCAUACACAGGCUUUACUGCAAAGAGGCCGGAUACAGCACCCCAGGAGGAGGAUAUACACAAGCAGGCAUCUGGAGUUCAGCUGCAGAAUUCCGGUAUUUUCGUUGAAGGCAUUAGCCAAUGGAACGCCGCAACCAACUCGCCUGUACGCCCCCUGAGGAAAGAAACUAGAUUCCUAGAGAGUCGCAAAUUCACGUUGGACGCGAAGUCGGGGGACUACGUGAAUGCGCACAACCCAUCAGAACGCAUGGAUGCAAAGUCUUUGAACGAGUUGACGAAGGCACUGUCAAAGGCAUCAGUUAAGGAGACAGUUGUCGACGUAAUGCGCAGAAGGUCCACACUAAGAAAGAUGACCAUAGUCUCCAAGGUUUUCCUUAACAUGCAAAAGAAGGAACUCUCUUCAAUCUCGAGCAGAGAAGGACUUUUACCUCCCGUAUUGAUGGUCUAUCUUCCGGACAGAUAUAUUAAGACAUACAACCGGACGAACUGCAUGGGACAACCGAUCUCAGCGAGGAGGUAUCGCUAA